This is a messenger RNA of Aricia agestis (brown argus), 1578 nucleotides long. It is a transcript of the gene JMJD5, whose product is annotated as bifunctional peptidase and arginyl-hydroxylase JMJD5. NCBI's taxonomy places the organism in Eukaryota, Metazoa, Arthropoda, Insecta, Lepidoptera, Lycaenidae. The coding region runs from base 55 to 1248 and encodes 397 amino acids. Gene Ontology annotation, cellular component: nucleus. The transcript has a single exon. Gene Ontology annotation, molecular function: histone H3K36 demethylase activity. The record is from RefSeq and is a predicted model, not a curated record.
GAUGACAAAACAAAUAUUUUAACUUUGACAAUAGGUAGGUACUUAGGAAAGAAAAUGAGUGAAAAUAUUUUAGAGGAAGUGAUUAAUUAUGUGCCUGUUGUUGUGUCGAGCCUCGGAGAAAUAACAGACCUCGACGUGAGUUGUGAGUCUAUAAUUCUAAAGUUUUUAUCGGACCCAAAUAAAAUAGACUCCUCCGGCGUGGUACAAAUUCAAGCUGUUAUAGAUUAUAUGCAUGAACGAAUGAAUAUUGGCAACUGGCGAGAGGUACCUUUGUACAUAAGAAAAACCCUAACUAUUGCAACAUAUUUAAGGUUGUUAUCACAUGUUAAAUUAGCUACUGAUGUGGGUGAGGAAAUGUUAAAAGAAUACUUCAAAAUUGUAGACUUUGGACUUCUAUUUGGAGCUCCUCUUGAUAAAGAACCUAUGCUACUUCAGAAGUGUUCUGCCUGUGUUAGCUCACUCUACAAUAGUAAGCCAAUCAACACUCCCAUAGAUGUGAAUGAAAGAAAGGAACCUGAGUAUGAUUUUAAAAAAUUAAAUUAUAUAAGCUUAGAUGUCAUUAGCUGUCCUAGUAUGGAAUCCUUUUAUAGAGACUACAUCUUACCAGAUAAACCAGUCAUAUUAGACAAUUGCAUGAAACAUUGGCCAGCAUUACAAAAAUGGAAGGACCCCAAUUAUUUUAUCAAUGUUGCGGGACCAAGAACUGUUCCUAUAGAAAUAGGGAAACAGUACACUGAUAGUAAUUGGACUCAAAAGUUGGUGACUGUAGAAGAAUUUAUAAAUACAUACAUUUAUGAGAAAAUUGGUAUCGCUUACUUGGCACAAUACCAACUCUUCCAUCAUAUUCCAGAACUAAAAAGAGAUAUAAUUGAACCAGAAUACUGCUGUUUCUCCGAUUCUAAUGAACCAGUUGAUGUCAUGGCUUGGUUUGGACCUAAGGGCACAGUGUCACCCUUGCAUCAUGAUCAAAAGAAAAAUUUACUAUCUCAAGUUGUGGGCCAAAAAUUAAUAUUUCUUAUGUCACCUGAUGAUUCAAAAUUUUUAUACCCCCAUGAGAGUGAAUUAUUACAUAAUACAUCAAAAGUGGAUCCAAGAAAUCCAGAUUAUGAUACUUAUCCUGAGUUUAAGAAUGCAAAAACAUAUUAUUGUACUUUAAAAGAGGGCCAAAUGUUGUAUAUUCCACCCAAAUGGUGGCAUUUUGUUGAAUCUUUGUCAGUUAGUUUCUCUGUAAGUUUUUGGUGGAGUUGAUGAUUUUUUUUUCUUUCCCAUUGGAGUCCCCAUUUAUUUUUGUUUGUAAGAAACAUACAAAACUAUUGUUUGUAAUAGAAGUACUGUGUAAGUUUAUUAGAAGUAGCAGAAAUUACUUCUUUCGGUAAAUCUUCAUCAGAUCUCUUAAAGAGAUAAGUACGCCAAUGUUAUAUUGUCACUUUUAUAAAUAUGUCUUAAUUUUGUACAUAAAGAGAAUAAAUAAAAUAAAUAAAUAAAUCUGCAGGAGCUGGUCAUCUAGAUUCUAAAGUAAACUUUGGAAUGCAUUAUAUAAGUUACCCUAGUCGUAGCAUAUUACAAUAUUAAUUUAUU